AUGGGAUGGGGUUCUGGUGCGGGCAAGGGCAAGAUCCUUGCCCCCGCUGCCGGCGACCUGGUUCACGUCAGCGCCCACAACCCGUUUGACGGCAAGAUGGUGCUUACCGACAUCUCGGGCCUCGCACACAGGGCGUCGAAGAAGCAGCCGAAGCAGGUGGCGCAGGAGGGAAUCUCGCAGCGUCAGCAGCAGUAUGUGAUGCAGCACCUCCAGGGCAUCUAUGCUUUGGGUGGCAAAGUGUGUCUCGUCCUUGAUGGCCGUGCGUACCCGCCAAAGAAGAAGGAGCGCGAGAGGCGGCGCGGGACAAGCCAGCAGGCAGUCGAUGAGGCGCUGGCAAAGGAGGCGAGGAACGAGGACGCCUCCAAGGAGUGGAAGGCUGCUGCACGCCCCGCCGAGCCACUCUGGGCGUGGCUGAUGCAGGAGUGCAUCGACAAGGACAUGCCCUUCAUCGUUGCACCGUACGAGGCAGACGAGCAGCUCGUGUCCCUGCAGUGGGAGCUGGGGGUGGACCAGGCGGUGAUUUGGGCCGCCUCAGAGGACAGCGACCUCGCUGCCUUUGGCGCCCUGGAGGUGAUUUACGACUGGAACAUCAUGUCGCAAACGUACCGCUCCUCCCGGCUGAUGGAGCAGGUGGUGGGCAAGCAGGUAGACAGCAAGUUCUCCUUUGUCGGCUGGAACUACGACCGCUUCCUUGCUCUCGUCAUUGCCUCCGGCCACGACUACUUCAAGCACAAGAAGGCGGAAGGCAAGCAGGGAUGGGGACUUGUGACCGUCUACAACGCCAUGAGCGCGGCGCGCCUGCCGCCAGUCUACACGCCAGCAGUUCCGCACCCGCCGCUGCACGACCGGCCGGCUGAGUGGUCAACGGAUGCUGCUGUCCUUGGCUACGUGGCGCCCCUGCUGGCGAAGCUGCCGCAGGCAGACCGGGCGACCGUCGGUGAUCAGAUUGUCGCUGCCUGUCGUGCCGUCCGCCUCCACCCCGUGUACAACCUCACGAGUCUCGGCCCGGAACGCCUGUCCUGGCCCAACCUCUCGGUCGACGUCGCUCAGCCGUUCCUCCAACCAGGGCUAAGCAUGCCGCCGGCCGACGCUUCGUGGGCGCAGCAGGUUCCGGGUAUCGAGCUCGAUGCCGAUGCUGCGACGGCAACGAGCGACUCGGAGACCGAGGACGCAGACCCGGCUGUGGCGAUGGACGCGUCCGGCGUCAAGCUGAGUACGAUCGACACCGUGUCGGACGCCAAGGUGCUUGCCUUCCUCGGAGAGUACGGGGUGGAGGUCUACGCCAACUGGUCGUCAGAGACGAGCCGCGGUGUCGCUCGUCGGCUCCUCGAGCAGUAUCCGGAUGGCGAGGUGCCCAUGCUCAAGCCGAAACACCCGGCCCUACACCGGCACUCGCGCACGAGAACCAACCUCAAACUCGUGCCGGGCGCCCCGCGAGGUUGUUCGGUAGUGUACGACGCGGUCCAGGACCUCAAGCAGUCAGGCUUGUUGCUCGAUGCGGCGACGCGUGACAAGUUCCUCCCCUUUGAGAACACGCAAGCUCGAGGCUACCGGCUGUACGACUCCACUUCUGGCAUGUCGCGCGCAACUCGCGUCGGCAACUUCUCGCACGCGCACUCGAAGCAGGCCACCCUGUGUACCUCUCUGCAUGUGACGGUGCAGCAAGCCACGUACGAGUCAGCCCCGGGGCAGCUCGACAAGGCCUACGUGUUCCGCAUGACUGUUCACGCCUCGAUGCGCUCCAUGGACCACACCGUCAUGCUCGCCGUCCGCAAGCCGGCUGAUGGCGGACCGGCCGUCUUGCUGCUUGCUCCCGACUCUGUCUGCUCCUGCGAGCAGGGUCUCGAGUGCUCGCACAUGUACUGCCUGCUGCUGGUCCUGUACUGCAUGCAGGACUGCUCGAGCUGGGACGACUUUAGCAGCAAGGUGCUCUUCUACGACAAGGCUCGCGCGCCGUCGGGCAAGGCUGUGUGGUGGGUCGACAGGUACCCUCACGCGCCGAGCAAGCGCACCUCGCUCGACCGGCUGUCAAUGGAUGCGAAGGUGACGGCGCCGCUGGCGGCGGCGCCUGCAGCGGCCUCGGACGCUGCCAGUCAUGUCAGCGGCGCCGACCAGAACUACCAGCGCUCGGACUUUCACCUCGGCAUACUCCGCGAGCUGUGCGCUACAUUCCGAGGCGGCUCGUUGGCGCUGCUGCUGGGAGCCGAGUACGGCGAUCUGUUCGCUCCGCCCCCGCCAGGCGGCCUCCCACCCACGCCGCCGGGCAGCGACGACGAGGCUGACGGCGAGGAGAGCGGCGCAUCGACACACUCAAUCGGAGCCAGGGCAAGAGCAAGCAGCGGCGCAAGUCGCGAGGAGGACGGGAGCGGGGUGGACGUGGCGGACGUGGCGGACGUGGCCCAGUCGCCCAACUAG
This is a messenger RNA of Emiliania huxleyi CCMP1516, 2415 nucleotides long. RefSeq lists its product as hypothetical. Lineage: Eukaryota; Haptophyta; Isochrysidales; Noelaerhabdaceae. Gene Ontology annotation, molecular function: zinc ion binding; 5'-flap endonuclease activity. The transcript is spliced from 4 exons. The coding region runs from base 1 to 2415 and encodes 804 amino acids. The record is from RefSeq and is a predicted model, not a curated record.